ACCUUGCUGGGUGGAGGUGUAUAGACUAGUGAGAGACAGUGUGGUGGUGGCUGUGGUUGAGUGAGGACGGACCAGCAGUACAGUGUGUUCCCUCAUAGCGGGCUGACUGUACAGGCAACAACUGGCGCCUGCGUAUAACAGUAUCUGAUCGCUGUUAUAUGUAAUUUUCAACCACAAAUCUCAUUGUCACUCCUUACAGAUCCUGUAAUAUUAUCAAAUGGAACCAAAAUCCUAUAGUUUUUCACAUAAGAAACCUGGAUAAGUGUCCUGUACAAAUUAAAGACGACUUUGAGGAUACGUUUUUUGAAGGAUGUAAUGGGACUUUCGCAGAGGUUUAUUCCCGUCUCCUGCCAGCACCUCCCCGUACUCUACCCAUCCCCUGGUACAGCUCAUGUGGUGGCGCAGCAGCAGCUCAAGGUGGUGGUGGAUGGCGAAGCUGCAACAAGCUAGCAGCCAUUACACCCCAUUAGGAGCACCGAUCCCUCCCCGGUUACUGAAUGUGAAGACGAUGAUGGCCAUAUUACUGUUGACGGUGUUGUUCAUCUGCCCUCUGGUUGAUGGAGCCCUGAAUCUGGUGGACGCGGUCAAGCUGAAGUCACUGAAGAGAGCCGCGAGGCUGCUACGUCAUGGUGCCAAUGUUAGCGCCACCGACAGUAUAGGGUGGACGGCACUGCACAACGCAGCAAACAUGGGACAAGAGGAGAUGGUGAGGCUACUGGUAGACUAUCACGCUCCACUCGAGACUCCAGACCCGAGUCAUGGUAAGACAGCGCUUCACAUGGCGGCUUACAGCGGGCAGGAGGAGGCAGUCCGGGCACUUCUCGAAGCUGGCGCCUCCGUCAACGUCACCGACAUACAAGGUCAGACGCCGCUACACCUGGCCGCCUGGCAGGGCCACUUGGAGGUAAUGUUGACGCUAAUUGACUAUGGUGCUGAUAUUGACGUCCAGGACAAACGAGGCAGCACCCCCGUGUUCCUCGCCACCAUAAGGAAGUUUGACCAGGAGGUGAAGGAGCUAUUAAUAUAUUGUCCAGACCUGAGGCUGCCUGAUAAUAGAGGGAGGACUGCGGUACAAUAUGCCCGGGAUACCAACCUCACCACCAUCCUCGACAUCUACAAAAGUCAUGCCAGUAAGCCAUGUAGCCGCAAUAGAUUCCAACACCUGGCCAAGAAGGUGCACGCUACUGAGAAAGGUAAAACAUGUCCACGGGGUGAGAGGCGGUACUUGGAUCAAGGGCCAGCAUACAGCUGGUGGCUGAGGGAGACACAGGCCGGGGACACGUUGGUCAUCCCAUGCCCGAGUGGUACCAAUGGCACUGCCACUUGGACAUGCAGCCAAGAUGGUUCCUGGGAGAGAACACCCGUACUCAACCAGUGUCAUGCGGUAAUCUUUGGGGGUUGGGAGGAGGCUAUGGAGGAGGGGAAGAACUUUACAGCAGCAGAGAUCUUAAACAGCAUGUCCCGUAGCCUGCACAACAUUUCCCUGGCCCCUGGAGACCUCCUCACCCUGGCCCAUAUCUUGAAGCGCCUCAGUGACAAGCACAAGAAGGACCUGGAACGCUCACACACCCUAAAGGAGGCCCUCAACUUGGCUAAGGUGUAUAUGGACGGGAUGAUGGUAGCAGCAAACAGCAUGUUAACUUGGCCGGAGAUAUGGUGGGGCCUCCCCAUGGAAGAGCGCGCCUCUACCUCAACACACUUACAGGCUUCCCUCACUUCUGCUGCUGUCAUCCUCGCCCACCGUCAUAAGGUCCCCAUCAGGAAAUUUACGAAGAACAAAUUAGAUGUGCAGGUGAUCCAGCAGCCACCGGCGUACUUCUCACAUGUGGAAGAGAGGAGGUAUACACAUCCUCACUACAACCUCACCUCCCUCACCCUCCCUUACAGAUUCUACAGAGGCUACGUAAGACGCCUCACCUCUGUUAAGGUGGUCUUUCUAUCCUACACUGACCUACACUGCACCUCCGGCACCCUCCCAUGUGACCAGGAUAAUGUCCAGGCGGAGCGUGACUUUCCGGCCAAGGAUCAGGUCAACAGUGCCAUAAUUGGUGCCAGCGUGGGAGACACUGGGACAUGGGUUGCAGCACUGGGGGAGGUGGUGGAAGUUCAGCUGGAGCACGUGUACAGCGGUGAGAAGUUUGAACUGGGGGAACCGACGUGUGUAUGGUGGGAUACACACACCAGCAUGUGGGCGAAGGACGGGUGUCACGUGGCUCACACCCACCCCACCUACACCAUGUGUCACUGUGACCACCUCACCAAUCUCGCUGUCAUCAUGGAUGUUAACGGCAUUCUAGAUACUACCGAUGUACUGUACUAUGUGAUGCGUUGUGUGACAAUCAUAGGGUGUGUGGUGUCGGUGGUGAGUCUGUCUCUGUGUGUGGUGUGCUUCUUGUCGUUCAAGGCGGUGCGAGGGAGGGCAAGCAGCGUGGUGCACGCCAACCUUUGUCUCUGUCUGCUGGGGUCUGAGCUCCUUGUGCUGGGUGGACUAGAUGCCACCCAUCGACCCCUCGUUUGCACCAUCGUCGCUGCCCUCCUUCAAUACCUUUUCCUCGCCACCUUCACCUGGAGUGCCAUCGAGGCCUUUCACAUGUACCUCAGCUUUGUCAAGAUGUGGAAGACGGGGAGCAUCCAGGUGAAGUACUACCUGUGUGUGGGCUACCUGGUGCCUUUAGUGUAUGUAUCCAUUACCUUCGCCCUCACACACGUCAUCGGCUACGACACAAAGCGGGAGUGUUGGCUGGCGCCUCGUGGACUGAUCUGGACCUUCGCUGCCCCGAUCACGGUCAUUCUCCUAGUGAAUCUGUCAGUCUUCGUGAUGACCAUAAGGGUCGUCUGGUUUGAGAAGACCCCCAAAAACCCUAGUCGGUGUGAGAAGAAACCUGGAGAUGCUAAAUGGCAUAACAGACGACCGGAGGACAGUGAGAGAGGUGAAAGGGGACCCGGUGAAACCAAAUGGCAUGAUAAUCGAUCUGGAAUUAUUAAGUGGCCCGAUAAUCGGUUUCUAGACAUUAGAGGGUUGGAAAAGCGAUCUGUAGACAAUAAACGGAUUGAUAAUCUAUCUGAAGAUACAAAAGGGUUGGAUAAUCAAUCUGGAGAUAUUAAGUUGCCCAAUGAUCAACCUGAGGAUAGUAAAGGGCUGGAUAAUCAACCUGAUAACAAUCAUCCUGAAGACACUGUGACUAAAGGGUUAGAUAAUCAACCUGAAGACACUAAAGGGUUGGACAAUCAAUCUGGAAGCAUUAAAUGGCCUAAAAAUCAACCUGAAGACACUAAAGGGAUAGAAAAUCGUUCUAUAGGCAUUAAAGGGCUCGAUAAUCGGCCUGAAGACACGAAAAGGCUAGAAAAUCGAUGUAUAGGCAUUAAAGGACUCGGCAAUCGACCUGGAGACACUAAAGGGCGGGAAAAUCGAUCUAGAGAUAUAAAGUGGCGUGACAGUAAACCUGAAGAAUCACAGUGUUCGGAAAUUCGACCUGGAGACUCUGAGGGGUCUGAGAAGCGAUCUGAGUCUAGUAAGGGGCCUAGAAAGCGACCUGGACAGAGCAAGUAUAGUGAUGGUCCACCUGGAGAUACCACGAGCAGGGCUGAGCUGGGCAAGAAGUUCUGCAGCUCGUUCAUGGUCCUACUCCUCCUGUGCUUCACGUGGCUCACUGGGUUCCUCUACUUCUCAAAAGGUACUCACGUGGUGGCUGUUAUCUUCACGCUGCUUAACUCCUUGCAGGGGGUUGGCAUGCUCCUCUUACACAUCGUUAUGAAUGAACACAUCAUGAACGAAGUGAAAAGUGUUCUCAAAUAAAAAUACAAAAAUCCAGAGGUUCCAUGAGGCUGUGAUCCAUCAACACCAGCAAGAGCGAAAAAUUGCAACUCACGUCAACAAGACCUGCUGCACCUUUUUGUUCAGGGAAGACAUAAGGUCAUAUGUGUUCUGUCUUUUAAGUCUACAUGUCGCACUUAAAGCAGCGCUACAUUUCUGCUCGUAGAGUUAUCUCUUAGCUCCAUAAAUUACAUAAUACAGUACAGUAUUAUGAUUUUCUCAGCUUAGUUAAUAUUGCACUUGCUCUAUGACUCGCUGUCUUUCUAAGGAGAGGGAAACCGUCUACCCUCAUACGGAAUAAAUAUUUGAAAGAUUCGGAAUAGAUGUGAUGCUGAUAUAGUGUGUGUUAUGUGUUGUUAACUUGACUUAUUCGGUCGGACAAUUUGCGUCAGAAAUAGACCGUUCCAGCUUCAGUGUGGAAGCACCCUAAAGCGACCAGAUUUUCUAGAGUUACCGUAAAAAGUGGGACAUCUUUUGAAUAAUGCAAAGAGAAAAUGACCCUCGCUUACCUUCGAUACUGGUAUCAAAUAGGUUGUCGCCACAAAAUAAUAUUUAUCGACUGCACAAAAAUAACUUACUCACCAUUUUACUAUCGUGCUGUUAAUUAUGACAGUAUUAUAAUGUAAUGAACGGCAAUACAGGUCAAUUUAUAUUACAUCUUCAAUGAGAAUAUGGUUAUCAACUUAUUUAUUUGAAUGUCCAUGUAUGAAAAUGAAAGGUAUAAUAUGAAAGUAGGGCUUGACUAUAUUGUAUACGAGUAUUAUUAUUCUUACCAUAAUGAACAGAUAUAUUACUUAAGAGUUCAAAAUCAUAAUGUGCCUUUUAUAUUUACGGAUCUUUGCACUACGGCAGCAGGUACUAAUUUUUAUAAAGGGACAUUUAAGUUCUCUACCCUCCAAAACAGACCAUUUUUGCUUCUCAUAAAGUUUCGUAGGGGGGGGGGGGCAGUGAGACAUACAAAUCAAAGGCGGAACAGUUUCAUUAUAGGUCUGAGUGGAAAUGACAGAUCACAGAAGCAGCUGCGAUUUACUUUGUAAUGUACAGUAGUUGACAUUCUUCAAUUUAUUAUUAUUGUAGGGUCAUUCGGCUGUAGUUUAGUAAUGUGGGUAAUUAAGAUAUGGGCUAAACCAAACAUGGGUGAUUUGAUCUCAUUUUGGAGGGCAAAAAAAGACAGGAAAGUUUGAUUCCAUCAAGUUAAGUCAGAAACGAUAUGGCUUGCUUCCUUCUGGAUCAAGCCAGACCGAAGGUAGUUUGGGCCCUUUUUCAGGGCUAAGCUAAAUUUGAGGUAGUUUGAUCCCUUUGGAUUUUAGUCAGACACUGGGUGGUUUGAUUCAUCUGGGUUUAAACCAGAAAUGGGCUGCCUUGAGCCUUCCUCUCAUCUACCCUGUUAUUGAUAUUGAUACAGUUUAUUUAGCCAAAAGAACACAGAUACAGAGUCAAUAAAAAUCAUAGUAUUAACAUGCUGAAGUGAUUUGCACUAAUACUGAAGCUUAUAAAAAUGGGCUUCAACAUGUUGGCAUUGAUGAAACUAUAACUGUGAUAUUUACACAUUAUCUAACAAACUCUUCCAAUCUGCAUGAGGCAAUGAGCAAGUGGUGCAAGAGGGCUGUCAGCUAAGUGAUAUAUGGGACUGACAUAUGGUAAUAUGUGGGGUUGUCAGCUGGUGAUAUGAGUGGCUGUCAGCUGGUGAUAUGCGGGGUUGUCAGCUGGUAAUAUAUAGGGUUGUCAGCUGGUGAUACAGAAGAUUUCAGGAUUGUGAUACAUUAGGCUGCCAGCUGGUGACAGGAUUGUCAGCUGGUGAUACAGGGACUAUCAGCUAAGAUUACCUGUCAGCUAAGAUUACGGGGCUGUCAGUUGGUCAUGUGUAGGGCUGCCAGCUGUACAGUACUGUAUAUAGGCAGAUGAGUAUUGACUAAAGAGUGGAACUCUCAACCAGAUACUCAUCUAUUAAAAUAUUAUGUAUUU
This is a messenger RNA of Homarus americanus (American lobster), 5779 nucleotides long. RefSeq lists its product as uncharacterized. The record is from RefSeq and is a predicted model, not a curated record. Bases 392 to 3796 code for a protein of 1134 amino acids. Gene Ontology annotation, biological process: cell surface receptor signaling pathway; adenylate cyclase-activating G protein-coupled receptor signaling pathway. The transcript has 21 exons. NCBI's taxonomy places the organism in Eukaryota, Metazoa, Arthropoda, Malacostraca, Decapoda, Nephropidae. Gene Ontology annotation, cellular component: membrane. Gene Ontology annotation, molecular function: protein binding; G protein-coupled receptor activity.